Messenger RNA from Bombyx mandarina (wild silkworm), 309 nucleotides. RefSeq lists its product as uncharacterized. The record is from RefSeq and is a predicted model, not a curated record. Lineage: Eukaryota; Metazoa; Arthropoda; Insecta; Lepidoptera; Bombycidae.
AUGGCGGUGUCCAAUAAUAGAAAAUUCAAACAUCAAGUACCGUCAUCCGAGUGUCUUCACAAAGUCCUUGGGUACUGCGGUCACAUUGCAAGGAAGGAUGGAAACAAUUUCGAGAGGCUCAUCAUGACCGGUAAGGUGGAUGGGAAAAGGCCUCAAAUGCUCAGCCCAAUACGUGGGUCCGACCGGAUCCGCACCGCUCUUGAUUCCACAUUUCACAACGCCCUCCGCACCGCCAGAGACAUAAAUUUAUGGAGAAAGAUCAUGCGUACGAAGGAUAUACAAAAGGGUGGUCACGACCCUCAGCAGUGA